Messenger RNA from Meleagris gallopavo (turkey), 523 nucleotides. Lineage: Eukaryota; Metazoa; Chordata; Aves; Galliformes; Phasianidae. The record is from RefSeq and is a predicted model, not a curated record.
CCGGUCCUCCAGGAGCCCCCCCAGCACCGCAUCAACGCCCCCAGCCCUACAGAACGCCAGCAGCCCCGUAGGAAACCCGCAGGUCCUCGACGCUCCGUCCCCGAAGGAGCCUCCCGCUCAUCUUUCAGACACCCAGGGAGGUUUUUUUUUUGGGGGGGGGGACCAUGUCCCGCGGAGCAGCUGAAGGGACCCCUGUGCCUCCCCCGGGUCGACCCACGGUGUACGUGCUGCUGGAGGGGCCGCGGGCCCCUGACAGUCUGCAGGUGGUGAGCGUCAGCUCCGUGCUGCCCGAAUCCGGCAUCGUGGCCGACAUCGAGUGGGACCCAGCCGGAGGUGGAGGAGGUGCAGACAACGGGAAAGCAGCCCCCGGUGAACCCCCACCUGGGGACCCCCCCGGUCCUUUCUACAGCCUGAAGAGCCAACCGCUGUCCCACAGCACGGCUGCGGCCCCCCAGCUCCUCCCUCUUCACGGGUGCUGCUGCGACAGCAGCUGAUGCGGGCACAGGCACAGGAGCAAGAGCGC